AAAGAACCUCUGCCACCUGCCUUCAAUUCUUGCACAAGUACCCCUUGCCUUGGGGACACCAGGCAGGGGGUGGGGCCAAGAUCAGGGAAACACAAGCCACCCUAAUCAUCCUCUGGUCCUCCUCCCCUGACUCAACUGCUCUGGCAUUGUUGGAGCUGUAGAUGUUAAUUUUGGGGCCUCUGGGCCCUGAGCUUAUUGGGUGCCACAAAAGAAACAUGAGAAUCCAGGGCUCCCUCCUCCUGGUAGUCCUCCUGGCUUUGGAGACCCAGCUGCCUGUGGCCUUGUGUAGGAAUAAGGGAGACAAAUUGGGGGGCUGCCCACCAGACGACGGCCCCUGCCUCCAGGUGAUCCCUGAUCAGUGCAUGAAUGACCGCCAGUGUCCCUCGUCUCUGAAGUGCUGCUCCAGAUCCUGCUUCCGCCAAUGUGUUCCUAGGGUCUCAGUGAAGCUGGGUAACUGCCCUGUGGAUAAGCUCCACUGCCUCGGUCCUAUAAAGCACUUGUGUAACCAAGACUCAGACUGCUCAGGCAAGAAGCGAUGCUGCCUCGGUGCCUGUGGCCGGGACUGCCGAGACCCCAGCAAAGGCUAAUCCUGGCUUAGGGCCUGUGGCUCUGCACCUCAGGUGUGGUUCCCACCGGGAAGAGAUCAUGGUGGAGGCCAGGGAUCCUGCCGCCCAGCUCAUCUCUCCAGAACAGUUGUAACCUGACAGACAUCAGCCUGUUGCUAGUUGCUUUCCCCUACAAUUCAUGCCUCCUGGUUUCUCUUCCUGCCCACAGGAAGACCUUAAAAACACAUCUCGUCACCAUAGUACCC
This is a messenger RNA of Phodopus roborovskii (desert hamster), 811 nucleotides long. RefSeq names its product WAP four-disulfide core domain 5 (gene Wfdc5). Gene Ontology annotation, cellular component: extracellular region. NCBI's taxonomy places the organism in Eukaryota, Metazoa, Chordata, Mammalia, Rodentia, Cricetidae. Bases 162 to 587 code for a protein of 141 amino acids. Gene Ontology annotation, molecular function: peptidase inhibitor activity. The transcript is spliced from 4 exons. The record is from RefSeq and is a predicted model, not a curated record.